Messenger RNA from Lachancea fermentati, 1515 nucleotides. The record is from the annotation of a GenBank genome assembly. Lineage: Eukaryota; Fungi; Ascomycota; Saccharomycetes; Saccharomycetales; Saccharomycetaceae.
AUGUUGAGGAAGCAUUCAUUAUUGAAAGGCUAUUGGAGUUCACUCAACACUAACAGUAUGCGCACAAUUUCAACUCAGCCCAUGCCUUUAGUUUUCAAGUACCAGCCUCCUGUUAAUAGGAACAUGACCAGACUCGAUAGGUCUUUCUUCGUGACCAAAAUUCCUUUGGUUGUUGUUCACUUUCCUGAACCCAAAAACAUAAGCUUGUUCUCAUCCAAAUUCAAGAAUGAAGUUUUGAAGGUGCCACGUAUCUCCCGUGUAGUAAAAUUGGACAAGGUGGAUGAAAAUGAACCACCGCUGAAGAAAGCAAAUAUUGCGAACGACAAUCACAUCCGUAAGGGCAUCUUGCUAAAGGAUAGCAUAUCGAGCGUUGAUGAAGCUCACCAGCAAUUAUCUCCUGAAGCUCUACAAUUUUUGAAGGAUCAUGCAGGUACGCUUCAAGCAUAUGAAUACAUUAUGGAUUACGACUUCUGGAAGCCGGAGGAGAUUUUUAGAGCGACUCUUCCUGAAGAGUUUUUGGAGGAAAUUCCAUCUGGAUUCACAGCAACAGGCCAUGUUGCUCAUGUCAAUUUGAGAAACGAGUUUAAACCAUAUGGAGAACUUAUCGGGCAAGUUAUUUUGGAUAAAAACAACAAAAUUGAGACUGUUGUGGAUAAAGUUGAUUCAAUCGCUACUAAGUUUAGGACAUUUCAAAUGAAGGUCCUUGCUGGUAAGCCUGAUUUAAUUGUAGAGCAAAAAGAAUCCAAUUGUAAAUUCAAAUUCGACUUUAGCAAAGUUUACUGGAAUUCUAGACUGCAUACUGAGCACGACCGUCUAAUUAAGAAAUUCAAACCAGGGCAAUGUGUUGGUGAUGUAUUUGCUGGUGUAGGACCUUUUGCAAUUCCUGCUGGUAAGAAAAAUGUUUUCGUUUUAUCCAACGAUCUGAAUCCUGAGAGUUACAAGUAUAUGCAACAUAACAUCAAAGAAAAUAAAGUAGACCCCUUCGUGAAACCACUCAACUUCGAUGGGCGCGAAUUCAUUAGAAAGAGUCCCCUUCUUCUCCUUGAAUGGUGUAACGAGAAUAACGGUGUCGUUACCAUUCCAGGCGGAAAGAAAUUCAAAGAUCCGGACACUGGGGAGGUCAAGCGCACACUUCCGAAAUCUUUUGAGAUUCCUAAAUACUACAGUCACUAUGUGAUGAAUUUACCUGACAGUGCGCUUACUUUCCUAGAUGAAUUUGUCGGAUUGUACUCAAAUCAUUCCGAAGCUGUAACCGUGGUCCAAUCCUUGCCUAAAUUCGAGCUACCUUGGAUACACUGUCAUUGCUUCGAAAAAUAUGAUCAUGAGGAAGUACCAGAACCAUCUCUGGAAGAACUUAAUCGUCGUAUCCAUAAGAGAGUACUGGACACAAUGAAGACCACGGAUAAGAUUUUGCCAUUUGAAGCUUUACAAUUUCAUUUGGUCAGAAAAGUCGCUCCAACAAAACCAAUGUUCUGUGUUAGCUUCCAACUACCGCAAGAAAUAGCAUUUGCAUAG